Messenger RNA from Pisolithus orientalis, 1294 nucleotides. Its product is annotated as GH3 auxin-responsive promoter. Gene Ontology annotation, molecular function: acid-amino acid ligase activity. The coding region runs from base 210 to 1160 and encodes 316 amino acids. The transcript is spliced from 5 exons. Gene Ontology annotation, cellular component: cytoplasm. NCBI's taxonomy places the organism in Eukaryota, Fungi, Basidiomycota, Agaricomycetes, Boletales, Pisolithaceae. The record is from RefSeq and is a predicted model, not a curated record.
CCCUGCGGCGUUCUUCGCUUCGGGCCGUGCCGGAUAACCGAUACACAACUUUUUGCAAAAGCCCUCUGGGCACCGAAGGAAGCUUGCGUUAAUCAAAGGAUCCAUCAGCAUUGACCCAUACAGCCCGGUCAAUUUCUACGGUUACACGAUGCGAGCCGCAUUACCGCACGAAAAACUGUAUUCGCCCGAACGAGCCUUCAGCUCAGGGUAUGACCCACGAGUCUAUCAAACCCGACAGACUGUGUAAUGACAACCAAUGCGGAUAUCAGUUCACGUGUAUUAGUGACGACAGUGCACUAGUCAAAGAAGGAGCUGUAGACUUGUGGAGAUACCUACUAUAUAACCACGUUCAUCUCGACUUCUCUUCUGGAGAAGUCGUGGCGAGGAUUCCAGUUUGCAACGAGUCGACCGGGAUAAUACGCACACAGUACAAUUGGUCCAUCGAAACGGAUGACACUCGCAUGGCAUCUAUGAUUCCAGGCAACACAGCUCCGUGGGCCACAGGACUUAUCACCCACCAUCGGUCUUUCUUGCUGAUCCAUGCACUAUUUGCUUUGGCAAAUACAUCCCUGGAGGGGAUCACUGCGAUACUUGUAGUACUUGUCAUGGACAUGGUACACCGCAUCGAAGAGGAGUGGUCCACACUUAUCUCGAGCAUUCAAAAUAGGGCCAUCCCAGAUUUCGAACAGAUAGGCCACGUCCGGCCUUACCUGCAGCUUAACAUGCAGGCAGACCCACAGUGGGCAGAUGAACUUCAGGACAUUGGACCUCCUCUUUCUAGUCCUGGAUGGGCCCAGCGUGUUUGGCCAAAUCUGAAGGUCCUUUCAGGCGUUUGUAGCGGUCUUGGACCGAACGUAGUUAUCCACAACCCUUGCUAUAUAUGUACGGAAUGCCUCAUAGGCAGAUCCCUCAACUUCGACGAUACCGAGACAUUUGUUGUUGCAACCAACGACCUCAUCGAGUUUCUUGACAUGACGGAACCACAGACACAUGGACAAGUGCUUCAAGCGUGGGACCUUCAACCGGGGAAGUUCUACCAGCCUGUGUCAGCGACCCAUGAUGGACUAUGGAGAUACUUUAUAGAUGGCGUCGUCCAAGUGACCGGAUUUGACCCGCGUAAUGGGUUGCCGGUAUUUAGGUACUCCAGGCGGAAGAAGUAAGCAAAAUUCCUUCGGUGACUUGUUAUACUCUGCUGACUAUGAUGCCCUCGUGCACAAUCGUGAAGUCUGGAGCUCCAACUGCCGCAUGCCAUGAUCACAGAAGCUGAUCUUGUCAGCGCGAUUCACCCGAUCAG